Glarea lozoyensis ATCC 20868 is the source of this 834-nucleotide messenger RNA. RefSeq lists its product as uncharacterized. Lineage: Eukaryota; Fungi; Ascomycota; Leotiomycetes; Helotiales; Helotiaceae. The record is from RefSeq and is a predicted model, not a curated record. Bases 1 to 834 code for a protein of 277 amino acids. The transcript has a single exon.
AUGCCGGAGCUCAGCGAUGUCGUCUACUCUCGUACCGAAACUGUGCAGGCAUUUCGGGACUAUUACCGCUUCCUCGUCGGCUUGUAUUUAGACGAAUCGUACGUUGUUGAGCCUCCGAAAGGCGGCUGGCCCUCGAUAACACCAAAUGUUGUUCGGGAAUUGAUUGGGAAGGACGAAGAAGUCGCUGGACUGCUUCGAGAAUUGCCUUAUAUUCGCGGUAAAUGUUUGGAGGACUUCCCUGGAACUCAGGCAACCCCUAUCUGUGUGUGGGCAGAUUGGGAUGAUUUACUCAGGAUUGGAGGUGAUGGGUUGAAUAUCAUGACGGAAGGAACGAUUUUUGAGGAUGUACCGUCACAUGUUAUUGGCUUAACAAUCAACACUGAUGAUCACAAGAAGUUUCUUCUUGACACCAAGCUUGGGAUCGUUUACUGGCCAGAGUACGUUGAGCUUCAAUACGAACACCGUAGUCACGGUACCUUCAACCUCAUGUCGUGGGUUGAAAAUCCGAUCGAGCAGAUAACUGACGACCCGGAGGAUUAUGCGCCAGAAAACGAGGUCGAGUGGAGAUCCGAGUCACCAGCCUGGACUAUUGUGGACUUUUUCGAGCUCCUAAAGUCGCAGUACCGCGAACUCAAUUUCAUUCCGAUCAAUUCAGACGAGGUUUUGACUGUAAAGGCCCGCUUCAAGCCCGCCUUGGAUGGAAUGAUUCCUAUGAUCCGGCGAAUCUAUCACGAGCAUGGCUGGCCUCAAGGGACGGAUUAUCGUAAGCAGGAGUGUCUGAAGGCCAUAAAGACUGCAAUGGAUGAGCAUUACCCUACCUUUUCAAGCUUCUAA